Onychostoma macrolepis is the source of this 2988-nucleotide messenger RNA. It is a transcript of the gene rcvrnb, whose product is annotated as recoverin b. The record is from RefSeq and is a predicted model, not a curated record. Gene Ontology annotation, molecular function: calcium ion binding. The transcript has 4 exons. Lineage: Eukaryota; Metazoa; Chordata; Actinopteri; Cypriniformes; Cyprinidae. Bases 322 to 933 code for a protein of 203 amino acids.
AUUCCUUCGUGUUGACGAGCAUGUUUCGGACUUCCUGCAACAGUUUGCAAAUAUUAUUCAGAAUUCAGACUGAUUGUUGGAAUAACGUGCAUAGAUUUACCCAAACCUGGAUUCACAUUUUGCUUGUUGAAAUGAGAAAGGUUCACGAUGCGAAGUGUAAAGUUACAACGACAAACACAGCGUUCAACGGGAUGCAUUCAGAGCUGUACUGCGAUAUCGACAUAAAACCAGACACACUAUCGACCACAAAGCGCGUUAGCGGAGUUGAGUUUAAAUAGCAGACAGUGCCAUUAUCCUGGACACUCAGUCACAGUUCACAAAAUGGGCAAUGCUAAAAGUGGAGCGCUUUCCAAAGAGCUUCUGGAGGAGCUGAAGAUGAACACCAAGUACAGCGAGGAGCAGCUUUACGCCUGGUACCAGAAGUUCCUGAAUGAGUGUCCGACGGGCCGCAUCAGCCGGGAGCAGUUUGAGAGCAUCUAUGCCAGCUUCUUCCCCGACGCCGAUCCCAAAGCUUACGCUCAGCACGUCUUCAGGAGUUUCGACGCCAACAGCGACGGGACGCUGGACUUUAAAGAGUACAUCGUGGCUCUGCAUCUGACAUCCUCAGGGAAGACCGUCGAGAAGCUGGAGUGGGCCUUCGCUCUGUACGAUGUAGACAGGAACGGCACCAUCACCAAAAAUGAGAUUCAUGAAAUAGUGAAGUCGAUAUUUAACAUGAUCUCCAAAGAAGACCAGAAAAACCUUCCGGAUGAUGAGAAUACUCCUGAAAAACGAACAGAUAAAAUUUGGGACUUCUUUGGGAAAAAAGAAAACGGUAAAAUAACAGAGGGUGAGUUCAUUCAAGGAGUUAUGGACAAUAAGAACAUCCUCCGUCUGAUUCAGUUUGACGAACCACAAAAGGUCCAAGAGAGGCUCAAAGAGAAGAAGCAAUAAUGUGUUUUUUGGGUUUUUUUUAAUUGCUGCUGGUUUGCCUUUUAGUGCGAUUUGAUUCUUUUGUUUCAUGGGUACUGUAAUACUUUUGAUUUCUGCUGUUAAGUGUGGAAUGACAUUUCAAUACAAUAUGUGCCAUGAAGUAUACAUGUAAUAAUGCUGCAGUAGAAAACAUGAAAUGAAAUGGACGGUUAAAAAUGGAAAAGCUGGAUAUCUAGACACUGAGUUACAGUGAAAUACACAGAUACAAGCAGCCCAUGGGCAAGAAAGGGUCAAAUAUGUGGUCAUAUUCACAAUCAUCACCAAUCAUGCGCUGUGAAACCACAUGUGAAUUAUGUAAAUAAUCCACAACUUUGCUUUACACUCAUUUGCUCAUGAAUAAAACGCUAUAUGUAACAGUCAUGCAAACGGUUUCAUUUUAGUAUUCUACUAGUACUACUUAUGAUUUACAUUGAGUAGCAUUCUAUUAUUACUAGUAUACAUGCAUAAAAAUUAUGACACUAAGGGUUUUUCCAGAUAUGGGAUUUUCCAAGAGGCCGUUUGACCAAAUAAACAUACAAUGAGGGAGAAAUUUGUUGUUAAUUGUUUGUUUUGUUAAUUUAAUUGCACUGCCUUUGCAAUGUAAAAAAAAAUAUAUUUUUUAAACUGGUGCAUUUUGACAAAAAAUGCAUGAAAAAAAAAAAAUACAAAGCUAAAUGCAUAUAUUAAUUUGCAUUUAAAUUUGACCCCACAUUUGACCACAGCAAUUUCAAAUAAACAACAAAAGAAAUUUGUUGAGAAUUUCAAAGCUUAGAUUGUGGAGCUCCAUCCAAACACCUUGCAUUAUAUACACAUACAAAAAUCAGGUAUCAAAAACAUCAUGGAAGCCAUUUACAGUGGUAUAUACUGAUAUAUAUAUAUACACAGUAUCUCACAAAAGUGAGUACACCCCUCACAUUUCGGCAAUCAUUUUAGUAUAUCUUUUCAAGGGAAAAUUCUAUAGAAAUGAAACUUGGAUAUAUUUUAGAGUAGUUAAUGUGCAACUUGUAUAGCAGUACAGAUUUACUGUCCUCCGAAAAUAACUCAACAUACAGCCAUUAUUGUCAAAAAAGCUGGCAACAAAAGCGAGGACACCCUACAUGAAAACAGCUAUACGUCGUUUAACCAUGCAAAGCCAAAUGUCCUAUUUAUCAUGUUCAUGUUUUUGUCUGCUUGACAGGACCAUACAAAUUUGUGUAUCUUGUUUUAGAGCAGGUAAAAUUUGGUGCUUUGAGUACAAUUCUCUCAUACUGACCACUGGAUGUUCAACAUGACACCUCGUAGCAAAUAACUCUCUGAGGAUUUGAGAAUUAGAAUAGUUGCUCUCCACAAAGAUGGCCGAGGCUAUAAGAAGUUCGGUAACACCCUGAAACUGAGUUACAGUACAGUGGCCAGGGUCAUACAGAGGUUUUCCAAGACGGGUUUCAUUCAGAACAGGCCUCGCAAGGGUCGAUCGAAGAAGUUGAGUCCUUGUGCUGUGGGUCAGGUGCAGAAGCUGUCUUCAAAAAACAGAUGCAUGAGUGCUGCCAGCAUUGCUUUAGAGGUUGCAGAAGUGGAAGGUCAGCUUGUAAGUGCUCAGACCAUACUCCGCACACUGCAACAAGUCGGUUUGCGUGGCCGUCGUCCCAGAAGGAAGCCUCUUCUGAUGCUGGCUCACAAAAAAGCCUGCAAACAGUUUGCUGAAGACAACUUGGCCAAGAGCAUGAAUUACUGGAACCAUGUCCUGUGGUCUGAUGAGUCUAAGAUAAACUUGUUUGGCUCAGAUGGUGUCCAGCAUGUGUGGUGACGCCCGGUGAGGAGUACCAAGAAAAUUGUGUCUUGCCUACAUUCAAGUAUGGUGGCGGUAGCUUCAUGGUCUGGGGCUGCAUGAGUGCUGCUGGUACUGAGCUGCGGGUCAUUGAGGGAAACAUGGAUUCCAACAUGUACUGAGCCAAUCUGAAGCAGAAGAUGAUGCCCUCCCUUCAGAAACUGGGCCGAACGGCAGUUUUCCAACAUAAUAACGACCCCAAACACACCGCUACCACCACCAUCACACCACUU